CCGCACAUCCCACAGCAGCUCGCUCUUCGCAACCGCCUCAGCUCUGCUCAGUCUCUACUCAGCCGCACCCCCGCCAUGGCUCCGCUGCUCUCUCGGUCUGGGUUGGCGCUGGCGGCACUGCUGCUGCUGUUGGCAGGCCUGGGCGCGCCGGGGGCGCACGCCGACCCGGCCGCUGCCGCCGCCGUGGGGCUGUGCGUGCGCAACUGCGCGCAGUGCAAAAAGAUGUUCGGACCCUACUUCGAGGGCCAGCUGUGUGCCGACUCCUGCGUCAAGUUCAAGGGCAAGCUGGUGCCCGACUGCGAGGACUUCGCCUCCAUCGCGCCCUUCUUCAACAAGCUGGAGUAGGCCUCCCCACCCCUGCCCCCGCCCCUGCCCCGGCCGCCGCGCUCGCGCCCGCGCCCACAUCAUGUACUGCGCUUUGUGUCAAUAAACCUG
This is a messenger RNA of Gryllus bimaculatus (two-spotted cricket), 435 nucleotides long. Lineage: Eukaryota; Metazoa; Arthropoda; Insecta; Orthoptera; Gryllidae. The record is from the annotation of a GenBank genome assembly.